AUCGUAAAUUGUCAAAAUCCGAGUUCUGUCAUUUUUUUCAUUUCUUCAUGGUGUAACGUUAUGGGGUGUUGAACAUUUUGUGUGUAAAAAUCUAAAGUUGAAGGAAGAAAUGGAAAUGAUAACAUCGCGCGUUGCCCUCGGGAUAGCGGCAGGGAUUUGCGGCACAUUAUUUCUAGGGUAUUGCGUAUAUUUCGACCACCAAAGACACAACGACCCUGACUUUAAAAAGAAGUUACAUGAGCGACGACGCGCCAAGAAGAUGGCAGCCUCCUCAAACAAACGCACAACCGUUUUCCCAGACAUGAAGGACCACGAGGCUGUGCAGAGAUUCUUCUUGCAAGAAAUCCAGUUAGGGGAGGAGUUGCUCGCUGUGGGUGAUCUCGAGAAUGGGGUUGAUCACAUUGGGAAUGCCGUGGCUGUGUGUGGACAGCCCAAUGAUUUGCUUAAUCUCCUGCAACAGACCUUGCAGCCACAAGCGUUUCAUCUUCUUAUCCAAAGACUGCCGGCUGUUGCUCCUCGAAUUGUUAAAGCGACUCCUACAAUGCAGGAAGAAGAUGUGGAGUAGUUUAAUGCCUUCACUAGUCUCAUUUUUAGAACGUUUCAUCUAUUACAUCAGUAAAAUUGUUACAAAUGCAAUAUACUUGAUGAAUGUUUUGUAUGUUUUUAUUUGUUGUAAUUAUUUUCUGUAAAUAAAAACUGCCACCGGCCACGUC
Messenger RNA from Tribolium madens (black flour beetle), 713 nucleotides. Its product is annotated as mitochondrial import receptor subunit TOM20 homolog. Gene Ontology annotation, molecular function: transmembrane protein transporter activity. The coding region runs from base 110 to 565 and encodes 151 amino acids. The transcript is spliced from 2 exons. Gene Ontology annotation, biological process: protein import into mitochondrial matrix; tRNA import into mitochondrion; protein targeting. The record is from RefSeq and is a predicted model, not a curated record. Gene Ontology annotation, cellular component: mitochondrial outer membrane; mitochondrial outer membrane translocase complex. NCBI's taxonomy places the organism in Eukaryota, Metazoa, Arthropoda, Insecta, Coleoptera, Tenebrionidae.